CAUUAGCCAGCUGACAGCUAACUCAAGCUAACAGUUAAAAUGACCGACUGUAGAAUCAGUGAAGACGGUUCUUCACUGACCAAGGCCGUGGAGGACGUCAGUCAGCACAGCUUCACGCAGACCAAGGCUCUGAAGGAGAAACAGAAAACCCUCAACUCCCUGCAGGCUACUCUUUCAGAUGUUGAGAAGAAGGCCGAGAUGGCAGAGCAGGAGCUGAGAUCUAAGGUGAGGGACUCCCUGGUGCUGGAGGGCAACGUGGAGCACCUGCAGCGGCAGACAAAAGUCCUUCAGGAUCGUUGUGUGUCCAUCAACAAGGAAAACACACAACUCCACGUUCGCAUAUGUGAGGAGGAAGAGAACGCUUGCACGACGCUGGCAGGGUUCGACACCUACCGACAAAAGAUGGAGGGUCACGCAGCCGCUGUUUUGCGUGUGGCGAGCCAGACGGAGGCCUUUAAAGAGCUGGAGGAGAAGAGAGCGCUGGUCAGGAGGCUGACCCAGAAGAAAGAGGAGCUGAGGGAAGAUCUGGAGAGCUCUAAUGGAAACACAGCACAUCUGGCAAAGGGAGAGAUUAAGGCUCUGAAGGGCGAGGUCUAUUUGAUGAGGCAAAUCGUAGCUGAGCAGAGAGAGCGACUGCAGAAGGAGUUUGAGACUCACACCCGGAUGAAGAAAGACAUAGAGAUCCAGAACAGGCGUUACGAAGCCAUCGUCAAGCGCCUCCACUGCCAGCUGAGCAGGGCCCAGUCUGCCCACAGGCAAAUGUGUGACGAUAUCUACCACAUGGAGAGGCAGCUGGCUGAGCUCAAGAAGCAGUCCUCACAGGGCACCGGGGCCAGUUAACUGUAGUGUCGGCUUGUCUAAUUUGAAUUUGCUUUACGCAAGGUUAUUAUAAUUGUCUUCUUAUCAGAUCCAAUAUUACCAAUUGUUAUUCAUAUUCAGUUUCUGAUUAAGAAUGGUUACCGUUGCAAAUUUUGAACAGCAGGGGUCAGCAGUGUCAACUAAAUACCUCUGUCUGUUUAACUUCAUCACAAUACCCUCAUCUAAUCUGCUACAGACUGGCAGUUUGAUACCAGAUAAUAACAUAAAGGUUCAAGCUGCAUAUGUUCCAAUAAACGCACAAGUUGGAAAACUAUACAAGUGUUAAAAUG
This is a messenger RNA of Limanda limanda (common dab), 1148 nucleotides long. RefSeq names its product coiled-coil domain-containing protein 122-like. The transcript is spliced from 6 exons. NCBI's taxonomy places the organism in Eukaryota, Metazoa, Chordata, Actinopteri, Pleuronectiformes, Pleuronectidae. Bases 40 to 840 code for a protein of 266 amino acids. The record is from RefSeq and is a predicted model, not a curated record.